AUGGAUCUCGAGGAGUACAAGCAGAAUUUACCCAGGCUACCGAUCUCGAAGUGCAAGAAAAUUGCGCGUACAGAUCCGGAAUAUAUGUUGACCAGUCAAACGGCAUUUGCUGCUACAGCCUUCAGCACGGAACUCUUCGUCCAGAUGCUUGCCGAGGAAACGUGCUCGCUAGCACAGAUCCACAACAAGACCAAGACUCUCAGGCUCAACUACGAGGAUCUCUCAACGACCAUCAGAAACUUGGACAAGUUCCAAUUUCUCUCGGACGUGGUACCUCAAACUGAGAAUUUGGCGUCGCUAGUCAGGGAAAACAAGGUCAGAUACACAAUUGUAAACCCGAGCCCCGAGGUGGACAUUGUGAGCGAGGACGAGGAGGACGAAUCGAUUCCUGACACUGAGGAUCAGGGACCCCCCGCCCCCGUCCCAGCUGCUGCUGCUGCUGCUGCUGCCGAAUCUGUUCCAACACAACCAGAAGAGGUGCAACCCUAG
Molecule: messenger RNA, 489 nt
Organism: Kluyveromyces marxianus DMKU3-1042
Lineage: Eukaryota; Fungi; Ascomycota; Saccharomycetes; Saccharomycetales; Saccharomycetaceae
Gene: DPB3
Product: DNA polymerase epsilon noncatalytic subunit
Exons: 1
Coding region: 1-489 (162 amino acids)
Cellular component (GO): CHRAC; nucleus
Molecular function (GO): protein heterodimerization activity
Source: RefSeq, a predicted model, not a curated record